AUGGAUCUUGCAUCAUGUGCUACCAGUGAGACAAUCCGAGUAUCAGCGUUUAUAUUGCCGCGCAUAUUGAUUUAUGGCGGGCGCGUCGGAUCAAUCGCGACAGCAUGGCCACACGUGAGGGACUUGUUACUCGCGGACCCGGACUUUCGGGCAACGGAUUCAGUCGAGAUUCUGCUGGGCGCAGACGUGUAUGCAGAGAUCGUGAAGGAUGACCUCCGCAAGGGCAAAACUGGCACGCCAGUCGCCCAAAGGACUUCUCUGGGCUGGAUUUUGUCGGGAUUGAUGUGUGGCGCCGGGCCGCGGAGGUCUGCCUUAUCGCAUCAAUGCUCGGUCGCCGAGGACCUGAGCGCGCUGGUAAGGUCCUUCUGGGAACAAGAGGAGCCGCCGCAACCUGUGGUUUCACUCACUGACGCGAACCGCCGUUGCGAGGAGCAUUUUGCGCGCACGCAUCUCAGACUUGCGUGCGGGCGAUACAUGGUGCGCCUGCCUACCCUACCCAUUCUGCCGUCACUGGAGGACUCGCGGCGGGCGGCAUUGCGCACCCUGAUCAGCAUGGAGCGCAAAUUCGCCUCCAAUACUGAUUUCCACACCCUAUACUCCGACUUCAUGCAGGAGUACGAAACACUGCGGCACAUGUCCCUUGCGUCGCCACCGGAACAAGCGAAGCGUUCACGGAUCUGCUACUUGCCACACCAUGAGGUCACCAAGAAGACUGAAGACGUAGCAAAAAUCCGAGUCGUCUUCAACGGAUCCGCACGCGUUGCCUCCGGUGACGCUCUCAAUAAGGUAUUGUUGACGGGACCGAACCUCUUGCCAGCGUACUCAUCCAUGAGGACGACCGCGAUCUUCAGCGCAUACUGGAGGGCGAAUCCAGCUGAGCCGAUCAGGGAAUAUCGGCUCAAUACGGUCACGUACGGCAUCACCUGUGCGCCGUACCUUGCUAUCAGAACAUUGCGGCAGCUGGCGGACGAUGAAGAAAGCCGCUUCCCCGAGGCGGCGACGGUGCUCCGGCGGGACGUCUACGUCGAUGACGUCCUCACGGGGGCCAAUACGGUGGCUGAAGUCAGGCAAUUACGUGAUGAUCUGUUGCAGCUCUGCAUGGCGGGAGGCUUCCCGUUGAGAAAGUGGGCAGCUAACAACGAGGAGUUGUUGCGGGAGAUCCCGGCGAGCUACCGGCAGAAAGGUCUGUUGGAAUGGGAGUCUGACAUAAGCCAUUUCACCUUGGGUUUACAAUGGCACCCGCGGCAGGACGCAUUUGCCUAUCGGGUACGGCCAUAUGAACAGACAAGUGUGACGAAGCGUGUCGUACUCUCGGAGACGGCGCGACUCUACAACCCGCCGGGCUGGCUGGCGCCACUGGUCGUACGAGCGAUCACGAUGCAGUCUCUAUGGCUAUAA
This is a messenger RNA of Wasmannia auropunctata (little fire ant), 1398 nucleotides long. RefSeq lists its product as uncharacterized. The transcript has 2 exons. The coding region runs from base 1 to 1398 and encodes 465 amino acids. NCBI's taxonomy places the organism in Eukaryota, Metazoa, Arthropoda, Insecta, Hymenoptera, Formicidae. The record is from RefSeq and is a predicted model, not a curated record.